AUGGCUUCAAAGAUGAAGGACCGGAAGCUACGUGAGUUUGCAGUAUUUUUCACUACGUUAACCGUUUUCCCGCAGAGAACUCCAGUCUCACACAAGGUGAUCGAGAAGAGGAGGAGAGACCGCAUCAACCGCUGUCUGAAUGAGCUCGGCAAAACCGUCCCCAUGGCCCUGGCCAAACAGAAUUGUGGGAAGCUGGAGAAGGCAGAAAUAUUAGAGAUGACCGUACAGUACCUGCGCGCUUUACAUUCAGCCGACUUUCCCCGCGGGAGAGAAAAAGGAGAGCUCCUGAGCGAGUUCGCCAACUACUUCCAUUACGGCUACCACGAGUGCAUGAAGAACCUGGUGCACUACCUGACCACGGUGGAGCGCACAGAGACCAAAGACAACAAGUACGCACGCAUCCUGGCCUUCCUGCAGUCCAAGGUGGUCUCAGAGCCCGUGUUCGGCUCACGCUACGAGUCCGCGUUUACCUCGCCCGAGCCUGUAGACUUCCUGUGUCAGCUGCGCUCUCCGCCGGAGUGCCAUCAGAACCCGAGCGAACCCGUAUUCCAGCAGAGCCACGGCGGGCAUUUAUCCUGGCACGGCUCGGCGCUCGCCUACCCUCAGCAGCACGGACUGGACCAUCACCAUUACAUGAACUUCAUGAGCCACACACACAGCUUGCACACGACGCCACACGUCGCUUUGUAG
Messenger RNA from Ictalurus furcatus (blue catfish), 690 nucleotides. RefSeq names its product helt bHLH transcription factor (gene helt). NCBI's taxonomy places the organism in Eukaryota, Metazoa, Chordata, Actinopteri, Siluriformes, Ictaluridae. Gene Ontology annotation, cellular component: nucleus. The transcript has 4 exons. Gene Ontology annotation, biological process: regulation of transcription by RNA polymerase II; regulation of neurogenesis; anterior/posterior pattern specification. The coding region runs from base 1 to 690 and encodes 229 amino acids. The record is from RefSeq and is a predicted model, not a curated record. Gene Ontology annotation, molecular function: DNA-binding transcription factor activity, RNA polymerase II-specific; protein dimerization activity; RNA polymerase II cis-regulatory region sequence-specific DNA binding.